AUGGAAAAUUCGUCUGUUCAAUUGAAUGAUUUACCUGAUGAAAUUCUUAUGAUGAUUUUUAAAAAAUUACAUAAUAUUACACUACUUUAUUCUUUAUCAGAUGUUAAUAUACGUUUAAAUAAAAUAGUACAUGACUCUAUUUUUACCAAUCGUUUGACUUUGGCAAAUUUUGUACCAAGUCGUUUAAUUUUGCAAAUGUAUUCUCCAAUAUAUUUUGCUUAUCCAUUAUCUGAUUUAGUACUUGAUCGUUUUUGUUCACAUAUCUUAUCUAAAAUUCAUCAAAAAGUCAAAUGGCUUGAUCUUGAAUCAUCAUCGAUGGAACGUAUUCUUCUUUCUACAAAUUAUCCUAAUUUAGUUGGAAUUGCUUUGUAUAAUAUUCACUUAGAAAAUGCUGUACAUCUAUUUGCUGGUAAUAUAUUUGCCUGCGAUUCUUUCGCGCUGAUAAAUACAUUAUAA
This is a messenger RNA of Rotaria sordida, 456 nucleotides long. The record is from the annotation of a GenBank genome assembly. Lineage: Eukaryota; Metazoa; Rotifera; Eurotatoria; Philodinida; Philodinidae.